Messenger RNA from Juglans microcarpa x Juglans regia, 1116 nucleotides. RefSeq lists its product as uncharacterized. The record is from RefSeq and is a predicted model, not a curated record. The coding region runs from base 1 to 1116 and encodes 371 amino acids. The transcript is spliced from 2 exons. Lineage: Eukaryota; Viridiplantae; Streptophyta; Magnoliopsida; Fagales; Juglandaceae.
AUGGCUCGUUCUUUCUUUCGUAAAUUGCUCACAUACUUGUCAUCUAAUAAUGAGUUGGAUGUUGUUCUUAAUGUUGAGGCUGAUGGAGAGUCAUCGAGACAUCGUGGCAAUCGCCAACGUCGUAAGUUUAUUCGGCGUGAUCAUAUUCAAGCGCAUCAGCGCCUGUUUCAUGACUAUUUCGCAGAAAAUCCAGUAUAUCCCUCCAAUCUAUUUCGAAGGACAUUUCGGAUGAGUCGUCCCCUAUUUCUCCGUAUUCUAAAUGAGGUAGAGGCUUGCGAGCCCUACUUCGUCCAGAGAAGAGAUAAUGCCGGAAGACUCGGUUUAUCUUCUAUGCAAAAGAUAACUGCAGCACUUAGAAUGCUGGCAUAUGGGGUUACUGGAGAUUUUAUGGAUGAAUACAUACAUAUUGGAGAAAGCACCGCAAUGGAGAGCCUCAAAAAAUUCUGUAAGACAAUUGUAACUGUUUUUUCAGAUGAAUAUUUGCGAUCUCCAAAUGCGAAUGAUAUUACUCGAUUGCUUGUGGUUGGUGAACAACGGGGAUUCCCAGGAAUGUUGGGAAGCAUUGAUUGCAUGCAUUGGAAGUGGAAAAUUGUCCCGCUGCCUGGAAAGAGAUCUUUUAUUUUCACGGAACUUGCCCAAGGGCGUGCUCCUCUAGUCAAUUACACAAUCAAUGGCAGCGACUACACUAUGGGGUACUACCUUGCUGAUGGUAUUUAUCCCAAGUGGUCAACGUUUGUGAAGACGAUUCCAUCACCCCAAGGUAAUAAGAAGAAAAACUUUACCGCAGCACAAGAAUCUGCAAGAAAAGAUGUCGAGCGUGCCUUCGGGGUACUUCAACAACGAUUUGCAAUCGUUCGUGGACCUUCCCGAUUUUUCAAAGUCAAUGAGCUAACAAAUAUAAUGAAAGCAUGUGUUAUUCUACAUAACAUGAUCAUUGAGGACGAGCGUGAUGAUAGUCAGGGUCCAAACAUGGAGUAUGAUCAAGUUGAUGAUGAUAUUCCAGAACUGUCGCGCAAUCCAACAAUAGAAUUUAUCAACUUCAUUCAGCGCCAUCAUGAAAUUAGAAACAACUCAGCACAUCAUCAACUACAAGCAGACUUAAUUGAACAUGAAUGA